AGGCCGGCCCCGCCAAGCCGGCGCCAUUGCUGGAAGCGUUCCCGCCCUGCUCUGCGAGUGCCCUCAGUUGUCCUCAGUUCGGCCGCCAGAGAGAGAGCACAUGAGAGUCGGGGAGAAGGACAGAAGGAGCGGAAGAGAGAGAACCUCAAGCAGACUCCCCACUGAGCACAAAGCCCCGCAUGGGGCUCAGUCCCAUCACCCUGAGAUCAUGACCUGAGCCAAAAUCAAGAGUUGGACACUUAACCAACUGAGCCACCCAGGUGCCCUCCCCACCCCCUGGCAUGAUGAUUUAUUUUAGGAUAUGCCAUUGCAAGACUCCACUCUUGCCAGAGAGAGGAACCCAGAGGAAGAGAUUAUGGCUGCUGUGGUUUUUUCAGUUGGACCUCUGAAUCCAGAAGAUUCCCAGCCAGAUGAAGAACUUCACCUUCAGGCAGAAGAGCCGGAACUGGUAAAGGAUUCCGUGACAUUUAAAGAUGUGGCUAUAGACUUCACAUUAGAAGAGUGGAGGUUGAUGGACCCUUCACAGAGGAACCUACACAAGGAUGUGAUGCUAGAGAAUUAUAGGAAUCUUGUCUCCCUGGGGCUCGCAGUUUCCAAACCAGACAUGAUAUCUCAUUUGGAGGAUGGAAAAGGACCAUGGGUUGUAGUGAGAGAAAUUGCAAGAACCCCCUAUCCAGAGUUGGAGACCAAACAUGCAACCAAGAAUGUAUCAACUGCGGAUAUUUCUGAAGAUGUAUCACAAGAGACCAUAAUAGAUAAACUCACAGAGAAUGGUCUAUGGAACUCCAGAAUGGGAGGAUUAUGGAAAUGGAAUGAAAGGAUAUUGAGAUUGCAAAAUAGUCAGGAAAAUCAUUUGAACCAAAAAAUAGUUACUCACAAGAAAAUUCCCUCUGGUCAAAGAGGCUUUAGAUUUGGAUCUAUUCUUUUUCCUGAAGCAGGAGUCAUAAGAGAAGAACCCCACAGCAAAUGCCAAAUACGUGAAAAUUUCACUGAGAAUUUAGAUUUUAUUACAGAUACACAUAUGGGGAAGAAAAUUUGCAAGGAUACAGAAGGCAGCAAAGCCAUAAGGCCUACUUCAGAACUUAUGUUAGGGAAAAAAUACAAUAAUAAAGAAAAGCCCUAUAAAUGUAGUACAUGUGAAAAGUCCUUUCGUUAUAGGUCACUACUCAUUCAACAUCAGAGAACUCACACUAAAGAAAAACCUUAUGAAUGUAAUGAAUGUGGGAAAAUGUUCAGCCAGCCUUCAUAUCUCAGUCAACAUAAAAAAAUUCACACUGGAGAAAAACCCUAUAAAUGUAAUGAAUGUGGAAAGGCCUUCAUUGCUUCUUCAUCACUUAUGGUACAUCAGAGAAUUCAUACGAAGGAGAAACCUUAUCAAUGCAAUGUCUGUGGAAAAUCUUUUAGCCAGUGUGCUCGCCUUAAUCAACACCAGAGAAUUCAAACCGGAGAGAAACCCUAUAAAUGUAGUGAAUGUGGGAAAGCUUUCAGUGAUAAAUCAAAACUUGCAAGACAUCAGGAAACUCACAAUGGAGAGAAGCCCUACAAAUGUAAUGAUUGUGGGAAAGCCUUUAGGAAUAAGUCAUAUCUUAGUGUACAUCAGAAGACCCAUACUGAAGAGAAACCAUAUAAAUGCAAUGAAUGUGGGAAAUCUUUCAAGAAUACCACAAUUUUUAAUGUCCAUCAGAGAAUUCAUACUGGAGAGAAACCCUUUAGAUGUAAUGAAUGUGGGAAAGCCUACAGAAGUAAUUCAAGCCUUAUUGUACAUAUAAGAACUCAUACUGGGGAAAAACCCUAUGAAUGUAAUGAAUGUGGGAAAGCAUUCAAUCGUAUAGCAAAUUUCACAGAACAUCAAAGAAUUCAUACAGGAGAAAAACCUUAUAAAUGUAAUGAGUGUGGGAAAGCAUUCAUUAAUUAUUCAUGCCUUACUGUACACCACAGAAUGCAUACAGGAGAGAAACCUUAUAAAUGUAAUGAGUGUGGAAAGGCCUUCAUGCGUUCUUCAUCCCUAAUUAUACAUCAGCGAAUUCAUACUGAAGAGAAACCUUAUCUAUGUAAUGAAUGUGGGGAAUCUUUCAGAAUAAAAUCACACUUAACUGUACAUCAGAGGAUUCAUACUGGAGAGAAACCAUAUAAAUGUAAUGAAUGUGAGAGGGCAUUUACCAAAAUGGUAAAUCUCAAAGAGCAUCAGAAAAUUCACACUGGAGUGAAACCUUAUAAAUGCUAUGAUUGUGAAAAAUCUUUCAGGACUAAGUCAUACCUUAUUGUACAUCAAAGGACACAUACUGGAGAAAAACCAUAUAAGUGUAAUGAAUGUGAGAAAGCUUUCACUAAUACAUCACAACUUACUGUACAUCAAAGAAGGCAUACUGGAGAAAAACCCUAUAAAUGUAAUGAGUGUGGGAAGGUUUUCACAAGUAACUCAGGCUUUAAUACCCAUCAGAGAACGCAUACGGGAGAGAAACCAUUUAAGUGUAAUGACUGUGGGAAAGCAUUUAGCCAGAUGGUACAUGUCACAGAACAUCAGAAAAUCCACAGUGGAGAGAAACCCUAUAAAUGUGAUGUCUGUGGAAAAGCCUUUAGGAGGGGUUCAUACCUAACAGUGCAUUGGAGAACACAUACUGGAGAAAAACCCUAUACAUGCAAGGAAUGUGGAAAAGGUUGUAUCACCCUAUCGCAGCUAACUCUACAUCAGAGAAUUCAUACUGGGGAAAGGCCCUAUAAAUGUGAAGAAUGUGGGAAAGCCUUCAGAACCAACUCAGACUUUACUGUACAUCUGAGGAUGCAUACUGGAGAAAAACCCUAUAAAUGUAAUGAGUGUGGAAAAGCCUUUAGGAGUAGCUCAAGCCUUACUGUUCAUCAAAGAAUACAUCAAAGAGAAAUUCAGCUAAUAUAAAGAUUAAUAAAUCAUUCAUCCAGAUGCCAACUCCACAAGAAGAAUCAUAAACUGUGUCUUUUAUGAAUGUGGGGAAACUUCCAGGAGCAGUUCACCAGAAAAUACACACUUAAGAGAUACUUUAGAGGGGGCGCCUGGGUGGCUCAGUCGGUUAAGCAUCUACCUUCAGCUCAGGUCAUGAUUCCAGUGUCCUGGGUUCAAGCCCCACAUCGGGCUCCCUGCUCAAUGGGGAGUCUGCUUCUCCCUCUGCCCCUCCCCCUGCUCUUGCUCUCUCUCAAAUAAAGAAAAUCUUUUAAAAAGAGAGAGAUACUUUAGAAACAUAAGAAUGUGGUAAAGCAUACAGUUAUAUUAAAUCUUAGAAGUUCUAAGAAAAUUCACAAUAGAGAAAAAUAAUGGACAAAUGAAAGUAUUCAUCCAGAUUUCAUACUUUAUUCACUUAACAAAUCAUCUUCAAUGAAUUGCCUAUGUAUUUUUUGCCUAUUUUUCUAUUGGUUUGUCUUUCUCAUCAAUCUGGAGGUGCUCUUUAUAUAUUUGAAAUAUUAAUCCUUUUUCAUGUGUGUUGCAAAUUUUUUUAAUCUAGUGAUUGUCUUUAUGCUUUUUUAUAUAGUAAAAGAGUUUAACAUUUUAAUUUUUCAUAGUAAGAUAUUUAUACAUUUUCCUUUUAGAUUGUUAAUUUACUCUUUUAGUUAAAAGGGUUUCCUUAAUCCGUAGGUUAUACAAUAGUCUCCUAAAUUUGUUUACAUUAAAGUCUUUAAUCCGUCUGGACUAGAUGGCCAGUCAUAGAAGAGUAAAUGGCCAUUAAUCUCUGAAAAUGUUAUGAACCUAAGGAGUACUCAGGGAAAUGCAAAUUAAGACAACCAAUGAGAUGUCACUUCCACUUCGUGGAGCUGGCAAAAAUUAAGAGAUCUUUUGCUAGUGGGUUUUGGGGAACCAUCUACUUUUACAAAAAGGUUAUAUCAACUUAUAUUUCCACCAGCAAUUCAGCAAUAUAUAUUUAAAAGUUUUUAAAUAAAAUUUUAAAAUAAAAAUACUUUGACCUAGCAGUCUCAGUUUGGGAAUCUGUCCCCACAGAAAUAACAUCAUCAAUGCAUAAAAAUACAAAUAAGGAGUUCCAUCGAAGUAUCGUUUGUAGAGACAAAGUAGAAAACCAAAUGGAGACAAAGUGAAUGCCCAUUGAUGGGGGAAUUGUGAUAUAACCAUUCUAUGGAACAGCAUGAGAGUAAUUUUUAAAAUUAGUUAUUUCUACAUUAGUUUAUCUCAAGGUAUUUCCACAAAUUUUAAUAACUAAUUGCUUUAUUACAGAGCUUUAUGUGUACAGGAUUUUAUUUUUGUUAAUGAUUAUACCCAUUUAUGUAUAUGUGUAUGUGUUGAGCAUGGAAACAAGUAUAUAUACCAGAAGAAUAUAUACCAGGCUGUUAUUAUUGGUUAGCUUGAAGGGAGGGAGAAAAGUAGGGAGAUAAAUGGGGGAAAGGACUGGAAUUUUUUUUUAAUUUAAAUGCAGCAUGUAUGGCUUAAAACUCAAUGUAAAACUGUAUUUGUGUGAACUUUUGAGAACCAUGAAUGAAAGGAUGUUGUCUUCAGAUCUCUAUGAUUGUGGACUCUCUAAAAAAAAAAAGAAUGUUGUCUUCAGAUCUCUAUGAUUGUGGACUCAUCUCUUAUUUCUGUCAAUGUUUGACUUUAUUUUUUGAAGUUGUAUUAUUCAGUACAUAUAAACUUAGCAUUGUUAUAUCUU
This is a messenger RNA of Mirounga angustirostris (Northern elephant seal), 4625 nucleotides long. It is a transcript of the gene ZNF624, whose product is annotated as zinc finger protein 624. The coding region runs from base 302 to 2893 and encodes 863 amino acids. Gene Ontology annotation, biological process: regulation of transcription by RNA polymerase II. The record is from RefSeq and is a predicted model, not a curated record. The transcript is spliced from 7 exons. Gene Ontology annotation, molecular function: RNA polymerase II cis-regulatory region sequence-specific DNA binding; DNA-binding transcription factor activity, RNA polymerase II-specific. NCBI's taxonomy places the organism in Eukaryota, Metazoa, Chordata, Mammalia, Carnivora, Phocidae.